GGCGGCGGCGGUGCCAAGAGCUCGGCCACGGUGAGCCGCAACCUCAACCGCUUCUCCACCUUCGUCAAGUCCGGCGGGGAGGCCUUCGUGCUGGGCGAGGCAUCGGGCUUCGUGAAGGACGGGGACAAGCUGUGUGUGGUGCUGGGCCCCCGGGGCCCCGAGUGGCAGGAGAACCCCUACCCCUUCCAGUGCUCCAUUGAGGACCCCACCAAGCAGACCAAGUUCAAGGGCAUGAAGAGCUACAUCGCCUACAAGCUGGUGCCCAGCCACACCGGGCAGCAGGUGCACCGCCGCUACAAGCACUUUGACUGGCUCUACGGGCGCCUGGCCGAGAAGUUCCCUGUCAUCUCCGUGCCCCACUUGCCGGAGAAGCAGGCCACUGGCCGCUUCGAGGAGGAUUUCAUCUCCAAACGUCGCAAAGGCCUGGCCUGGUGGAUGGACCAUAUGUGCAGCCACCCUGUGCUGGCUCAGUGCGAUGCCUUCCAGCACUUCCUCACCUGUCCCAGCACGGAUGAGAAGGCCUGGAAACAAGGAAAGCGCAAGGCUGAGAAGGAUGAGAUGGUGGGUGCCAACUUUUUCCUGACCAUCAGUGUCCCCACUGGCCCUGGGGCCGGCCUGGACUUGCAGGAGGUGGAAAGCCAGGUGGAUGGCUUCAAAGCCUUCACGAAGAAGAUGGACGAGAGUGCCCUGCAGCUUAAUCACACGGCCAAUGAGUUUGCCCGCAAACAAGUCACUGGUUUCAAGAAGGAGUACCAGAAGGUGGGGCACUCCUUUAAGUGCCUCAGUCAGGCAUUUGAGCUCGACCAGCAGGCCUUUUCGGCUGGCCUCAACCAAGCCAUAGCCUUCACUGCAGAAGCCUACGACGCCAUUGGGGACCUCUUUGCAGAUCAGCCCCGGCAGGACCUAGAUCCUGUGAUGGAUUUGUUAGCGCUGUAUCAGGGGCAUUUGGCCAACUUUCCAGACAUCAUCCACGUCCAGAAAGGAGCCCUUACCAAAGUAAAGGAGAGUAAGCGGCAUGUGGAAGAGGGGAAGAUGGAGCUCCAAAAGGCUGAGGGCAUUCAAGAACGCUGUAACAUUAUUUCUUUUGCAACCCUAGCAGAAAUUAAUCAUUUCCACAAAAUUCGUGUGAGGGACUUUAAAUCACAGAUGCAGCAUUUCUUGCAACAGCAAAUACUCUUUUUUCAAAAAGUGACACAAAAGCUAGAAGAAGCUCUUCACAAGUAUGACAGUGUUUAAUCUCUGAACUUUGAGUUGUGGACUUCCCUCAGCAUGAACAUGACCCAGGCAGCGGAGCAAACGCUGCUGCUGCUGCUGAAGAACUGUUGCCAGCAGUAGAUGGUGGUACAAGGAUGGUUUUGUGUUCACCUGGAACCCCGGUUUAAUCUCCGAUUAUGUAGAAAGGAAACAGUUAUAGGGCUAUGUAGUAGAAACAGUACCACGCAUUGUAACUAAGUUAUACUGUGUAUGCCUACAUUACCAUUGUAACUUUUUGAAAUAAUGAGUAUACUAUUUGCCUUAUUGCUUUUUGAAAUACGGUAUUUUAGUGCAUACUUUGUAGACCUGAAAACCCUUUGGGUCUUUAAGGAAGUUGGCUAGAUAAAAGCCUGCUUCAGAUGCCUUUUGACUUUCCUAGAUUUGGAUUUCCUAAAUUCAAAAAAUUCUCUGUUUACAGACUCCUACUAGAGCAGCUAUGUGAUUCUGUGCCUUUAGACUCUAUUUUUCCUUUUCUAGUAAGUCACAUUUUUAUGAUUGAAUGAAUGAAGGGUUGAUGCCUAUGACAGGAACUGAUUAUGAAACCUCACAUUGACUGGAAAAAAAUCAGCUGCCAUCCAGUUUGCACAGCAAGUACUGUCUUACGACAAAAGUUGGCUCAAAAAGGAGAACUUAAAUCUAUUGACGCUUUCCCUGAAAAUAGAGACUACUUGUUACAUGUACUAAGAUGUUAAGCACAUAUACAAAAAUACACCACUUAAUUCUCUUUCUGAAAUGAAUAAUACAGUGAGGUUGUUUUUUUUUUCAGUAUACAGCAUUACUGUGAGUGGAAAGUUGAAGAGCUGGCCUAAUAAAAAUGAUGUAUAUCAAGGGGAUAUGAAUGCAAGCUACGUGGCUGGAACAUUUUUUUAAGUUUGAAAUGAUCUACUCAUUGUUCAGUUGCUGAUUCAGUUUAACUUCAGACUUGCAUCUACAUUGGCAGUUGUUUGAGUUGAAAUUCCACUGUGAUUCAUUAGUUUACUAAGUUACAAGUUUUCAGGGAUGUUCAGUAAUGUAAAUGACCUGAAAUAACUCUUGGCUGAACUGACUUGGAAAACAGGUGGCAUUUUUAUGUUUGUAACACUCAAGAAUUAACAGUUGUCUUAAUUUUUUUAUAAAUAUUUUUGACAAGCAGGGUGCAUUUAUAUAUAUGUAAACACUAUCUUUUAAAGAGUUUUCUGGCUUAUUUCCCUUGAAUUGAGUCUGAAGUCUGUGUUUCUUACCCAUUGGUUUCCUUCUUAUAGGUCAGUGUGAAAGAGGUUUUUUAUUUAUCCUAUCU
Pygoscelis adeliae (Adelie penguin) is the source of this 2530-nucleotide messenger RNA. RefSeq names its product sorting nexin 18 (gene SNX18). The record is from RefSeq and is a predicted model, not a curated record. Gene Ontology annotation, cellular component: plasma membrane; cytoplasmic vesicle. The transcript is spliced from 2 exons. NCBI's taxonomy places the organism in Eukaryota, Metazoa, Chordata, Aves, Sphenisciformes, Spheniscidae. Gene Ontology annotation, biological process: cleavage furrow formation; endosomal transport; plasma membrane tubulation. Gene Ontology annotation, molecular function: phosphatidylinositol binding. The annotation marks the transcript as partial.